AUGUCGAUGCUUAAAACAAUCUUUGUUACAGCUCUUCUGAUCAUUUGGAUUCAUCCAUAUGUCGGUGCAGUUUGGCCAAAUAGUACUGCAACAUGGGAACAAACUGGAAAGUUGGUGAAGGCUGAUAGUCAAGUACCAUUACGAGCACCGGCUAUUGAUAUUUAUCCGUAUGCUGAAUGGGAACAGAACGGUCUUACUGUAGCGGGAGGAAAUGGAAGAGGCACAGGAAAGAAUCAACUGGAACGCCCACACGGAUUGUUUGUAGAUCAUGAUCAAACUAUCUAUGUCGCUGAUUACUAUAAUAAUCGUAUUGUGGAAUGGAAACUGAACGCGACGAGUGGUCAUGUGGUUGCCGGUGGAAAUGGACAAGGAAAUGGCAAUAAUCAGUUGUACUACCCAUCCGAUGUGAUUGUGGACAAAGAAACAGAUAGUCUCAUCAUCUGUGAUCUCGGGAAUAACAGAAUAGUUCGAUGGCCUCGUGGAAAUGGAAGAACUGGAGAAACAAUCAUCUCAGACAUCUCUUGUUUUGGUUUGACAAUGGAUAACAAUGGAUCUCUCUAUGUCGGUAAUCAUCGAAAAGCUGAAGUUAGACGAUAUGGAAGAGGAUACUCUCAAGGAACAGUGGUUGCAAGUGACAAUGGAUGUGGAAAUGGUCUCAACCGAUAUUGUAGCAUGGGAUACGUAUUCGUCGACCAAGAUCAUUCAGUGUACGUGUCUGAAUGGUACGCUAAUCGUGUGACGAAAUGGGUGGUAGGGGCAAAAGAAGGCAUUGUCGUGGCUGGUGGUGAUCAAGGAGCAGGAAAUAAUCUUGACCAACUAUCAGCACCACAAGGAGUCGUAGUCGAUCGGUCAGGCACUGUAUAUGUGGUUGAUCGAAAUAAUUAUCGAGUUAUGCGUUGGAUGCAAGGAGCUGCAGAAGGAACUGUUAUUGUUAACCGGUUAUCAUUUCCAUUCGGUUUGGCGUUUGAUUUACAGGGCAAUCUCUAUGUCGGCGAUUAUUUAGACGACCGAGUGCAAAAGUUUAAUAUUAAGCAGUUUAUGCCAUUACGAGCACCUGCUAUUGAUAUUGAUCCAUAUGUCAAAUGGGAACAGAAGGGUCUUACUGUAGCUGGAGGGAAUGGACAAGGCACUGGAAAUAAUCAACUAGACCGACCAUGGGGUUUGUUUGUAGACGAUAAUCAAACUAUCUAUGUCGUUGAUUACUGGAAUAGUCGUAUUGUGGAAUGGAAACUUAGCGCAACGAGUGGUCGUGUAGUUGCCGGUGGAAAUGGGCCAGGAUAUGGCAACCAUCAGUUAUACUACCCAAAAGAUGUGAUUGUGGACAAAGAAACAAAUAGUCUCAUCAUCUGCGAUGCCGGAAAUGACAGAGUCGUUCGAUGGCCUCGUCGAAAUGGAAAAACUGGAGAAACGAUCAUUUCAAACAUCAACUGUGAGGCUUUGACAAUGGAUAAGAAUGGAUCUCUCUAUGUCGGUGAUGACAGAAAAGCUAAAGUAAUACGAUAUCGAAGAGGAGAGUUUGAAGGAACAGUGGUUGCAGGUGGCAAUGGGAAGGGAAAUAGUCUCAACCAAGUCUCUGGCGUAGGAUACGUAUUCGUUGACCAAGAUCGUUCAGUGUACGUGUCUGAAUGGGGAAAUAAUCGUGUGACGAAAUGGAUGGUAGGUGCAGAACAAGGCGUUAUCGUAGCUGGUGGUCUUGGAGAAGGAAAUAGUCUUACGCAACUGUCGACACCACGAGGAGUUGUUGUCGAUUCGUCAGGUACCGUCUAUGUAGCUGAUCAAGAGAAUAAUCGAAUCAUGCGUUGGAUGAAAGGAGCUACAAAAGGAACUGUUAUUGUUGGUGGUGAUGGUAUGGGGGCACAACCGAAUCAAUUCUUAUGGCCAAUCGGUUUGGCGUUCGAUUUACAGGGCAAUCUCUAUGUCGCCGAUCAUAACAAUGCCCGAGUAGAAAAAUUCAAUAUUAACCAGUUCGGUAAGUUUUACAUCAAUGAGUCUCAACUUAAUUAG
Molecule: messenger RNA, 2004 nt
Organism: Adineta ricciae
Lineage: Eukaryota; Metazoa; Rotifera; Eurotatoria; Adinetida; Adinetidae
Source: the annotation of a GenBank genome assembly